Messenger RNA from Arabidopsis arenosa, 4411 nucleotides. The record is from the annotation of a GenBank genome assembly. Lineage: Eukaryota; Viridiplantae; Streptophyta; Magnoliopsida; Brassicales; Brassicaceae.
GUGAUCUGGAUCAUGCCCCAAUUAAUUUUUCAUUAAAGAAGAAGGAAAAAAAGUUAAGUCUCCAAAAGUUCUCUACCUGUUCUCACUUUCAAGUCAUCAUCGUCUCUCUAUUGUUGCUCUCUCUCUUUUUUUUAUGUGACUUUCAGAUCCGCCGAGUCUUCUUUUUGUGGAAUCUUUUCAAGGAAGCUCAGUAUUCAAAAUACACCUCUCUUUUUUGAUCGAUUUCACAAACCCUAGCUUCGGCGAUCUUAAAUCUGCAAAACAUCUAUGGCGUCUUCUCCUGGUAAUACUAACCCUCACAAUCCUCCUCCGUUUGAUCUCGGUAUUCUCUUCAAACCUCCAUCGAAUCCUUAUCCGCCGCCGCCGGCAUCUUAUCCUCCGCAUACAGGUCCUUUUCUUCACAAUCAGUACGAUCAGCAGCACUACGCGCCGCCUGGUAUCUCCGCUCAACCAUCGCCGGUGACUCAGCAGCAACAGGAUGUGUCUUCCUCUUCCACGGCGACUAACUUGCAUCCACAGAGAACGCUAUCUUAUCCCACGCCACCUCUCAACCUACAAUCGCCCCGUUCCAAUCACAAUCCCGGUACGCACAUCCUCGCUCUCCUCAAUAAUAACAACGGAGUCCCGGUGGCUAACCAAGAGCCGUCGCAUCAGCUCCCAGUAGUGAAUCACAACGAGAUCGCUCGCUCUUUUCCCGGCGGUUCAGGUCCUAUUCGUGUUCCGAGCUGUAAACUGCCCAAGGGAAGGCGAUUGAUUGGUGAACACGCUGUGUACGAUGUGGAUGUGAGAUUACAAGGUGAGAUUCAGCCGCAGCUGGAGGUGACUCCGAUUACCAAAUACGGCUCGGAUCCUCAGCUGGUAGUCGGUAGGCAAAUCGCCGUGAACAAGGUCUACAUUUGCUAUGGAUUGAAAGGAGGAAACAUAAGGGUUCUCAAUAUAAACACAGCAUUGAGGUCUCUGUUCCGUGGCCAUUCACAGAGAGUGACGGACAUGGCUUUCUUUGCCGAGGAUGUUGAUAUGUUGGCCAGUGUUAGUCUAGAUGGAAAAGUUUUCGUGUGGAAAAUUUCUGAAGGGUCUGAGGGAGAGGAUCAGCCCCAAAUAACUGGGAAGAUAGUACUUGCUCUUCAGAUACUAGGAGAGGAAGACACCAAACAUCCACGCGUUUGUUGGCACUGCCACAAACAGGAAAUUUUGGUAGUUUCAAUUGGUAAACAUGUGCUGCGAAUUGAUACUACAAAAGUUGGCAGAGGUGAAGUAUUCUCUGCUGAGGCACCUCUCCAGUGUCCCCUUGAUAAACUCAUUGAUGGUGUUCAGAUUGUUGGUAAGCAUGAUGGAGAAGUUACAGAUUUGUCAAUGUGCCAAUGGAUGACCACGCGCCUGGUUUCUUCUUCGGUUGAUGGCACGAUUAAGAUAUGGCAAGAUCGUAAGGCACAACCACUUGUAGUUUUGAGGCCUCAUGAUGGACAUCCAGUCAGUUCAGCCACGUUUGUGACAUCUCCUGAGAGACCUGAUCACAUCAUACUUAUCACGGGGGGUCCUCUAAAUCGAGAAAUGAAAAUCUGGGUCUCUGCUGGGGAAGAAGGGUGGCUUCUACCAGCUGAUGCUGAAGCAUGGAGGUGUACCCAGACUCUUGAUUUGAAAAGUUCAACUGAGCCACGAGCUGAAGAGGCAUUUUUUAACCAAGUCAUAGCAUUAUCUGAAGCAGGCUUGCUUUUACUUGCAAACGCAAAAAGGAACGCUUUAUAUGCUGUGCAUUUGGACUAUGGUUCUUCUCCAGUUGGUACGCGGAUGGAUUACCUAUCAGAGUUUACAGUCACUAUGCCCAUAUUGAGUUUCAUUGGGACAAAUGAUCCUCCAGAAGAACCCAUUGUUAAGGUUUAUUGUGUUCAGACUCUAGCAAUCCAGCAGUAUACUUUAGACUUAUGCUUAUGCUUGCCACCACCUAUAGAAAAUAUGGGUUUGGAGAAGUCAGAUUCUAGUGUAUCGCGAGAGGCAAAUAUUGUUGAAGGCACGUCAGAACCAUCUGGACUUAAGCCUACUGACUUACCUUCAGUUGAUUCAGUGCCAAAACCUUCUAUUCUAGUGAAUAGAUCGGAAAGUGCUAAUAAGUUGAGUUUUCCAUCAGCAGAAGCCACAUCUCAAGCAAUUGUUCCACCCAACGGUGAACCUAAAACUUCUGGUCUGCCAUCUCAGACCAGUGGUGCAGGUUCUACAUAUGCUACUUCACCCCAACUUCCUCUAAGUCCCAGACUAUCAAGUAAACUUUCUGGCUAUCACACUCCUGUAGAUGCUAUUGAGCCAGUAAUACCUCAUCAUGAGCUCGGUGGCAAAACACCUUCUGCUGAUUAUUCUGUUGAUAGGCAAAUGGAUGCUGUUGGAGAAAGAAAUUUGGACGUGUCAUCUGUAGAAGAAAGCUCAAGAAGCAAGGACUCAAAUGUUACGCCUGAUGAUGAUGUGUCUGGGAUGCGAAGCCCAUCAGCUUUUUUCAAACACCCCACUCAUCUUGUAACUCCUUCAGAGAUAUUGAUGGGUGUUUCGUCUGCUGAAGCCUCAAUUACUACUGAAGACAGGAGAGAUAGGGAUGCAAAUAUUCAGGACGUGAAUAAUGAUGCAAGAGACUCCGAAGUUGAGGUGAAAGAAAUAAGUGUAGCAAGGUCGACACAGAAUGGUGAAAUCAAUGAUCAUGGUGAAACUGAGAAUCGCACUUCAGAAAAUAGAGAAAAAGUCUUCUGCUCACAGGCUUCAAAUCUCAGCACCGAUAUGGCAAGAGACUGUUAUCCAAGUACUGAGGGAACUUUCAUUCCAGGGGAAUCUAAGGCUUAUGGACAACCUUUAAAGGCUGGAGAUGAAAUUGGUCCUGACUCGAGAGGUGUGUCUGCAAAGCUUCCUGAGUCGGGUUCAUCUGGUGGGCUUUCACAGUUGCCAGGUACAACUAGCAAAGGGAAGAAGCAGAAGGCCAAAAAUUCACAGGGUCCCGGUUUGUCAUCUACAUCCUCAAAUGUUGCUAAUCUGGCUGACUCCUUCAUUGAGCAAAGUCAGAGCUUAAGUCAUCCCAUGACAGAUUCACUUCCUCAGUUGUUAGCAAUGCAAGAAACGAUGAAUCAGAUAAUGGCUUCACAGAAGGAGAUGCAGAGACAACUAUCAAAUGCUACCACUGGCCCUAUCGUAAAAGAAAGUAAAAGACUAGAAGUUGCGUUAGGGAAAAUGAUUGAGAAAUCCAGCAAGUCAAAUGCGGAUGCUCUAUGGGCCCGCUUCCAAGAGGAGACUGUUAAGAAUGAAAAGGCAUUGCGUGACCAUGCACAGCAAAUUGUGAAUGCAACAACAAACUUCAUGAGCAAGGAGUUAAAUGCCAUGUUUGAGAAAACGAUAAAGAAGGAAGUUGCUGCAAUUGGUCCAGCCCUUGCACGUUCAGUAAUACCAGUUAUUGAAAAAUCUGUAUCUUCUGCAAUCACAGAGUCCUUUCAGAGAGGACUUGGUGACAAAGCAGUCAAUCAGCUUGACAAAUCUGUUAAUUUAAAGCUUGAAGCAACCAUAGCUAGGCAAAUUCAAGCCCAAUUUCAAACCUCUGGCAAGCAAGCCCUCCAGGAAGGUCUUAGGUCAAGUGUGGAGUCCUCAGUCAUACCUUCCUUUGAGAGGGCAUGCAAGGCCAUGUUUGACCAAAUAGACUCAGCCUUCCAGAAAGGUAUUGCUGAGCAUACAAAUGCAGCCCAGCAACGGUUUGACUCUGGACAUUCCCAGCUUGCUCAUACUUUAAGGGAAACAAUUACUUCUGCGUCGUCAGUUGCUCAAGCCUUAAGUCGUGAAUUAGCCGAGAGCCAAAGGAAUCUCUUAGCUCUCGCAGCUGCUGGAGCAAAUUCUGGUGGGUCUAAUUCCUUGGUUACUCAACUAAGUGGCGGACCUUUGGGUGCUCUUCUUGACAAGGUUGAAGCACCUAUGGACCCAACAACAGAACUAUCAAGGUUGAUAUCUGAACGCAAGUACGAAGAAUCUUUCACUUCGGCCCUACAGAGAAGCGAUGUCUCUAUAGUAUCAUGGCUUUGCUCACAGGUGGAUCUUCGUGGAUUACUGGCAAUGAAUCCGCUACCGCUGAGCCAAGGCGUGCUUCUUUCACUGCUGCAGCAGCUAGCCUGCGACAUCAGCAAGGACACAUCCCGUAAGCUGGCUUGGAUGACUGAUGUGGUUGCAGCCAUAAACCCAUCAGACCAGAUGAUUGCGGUCCACGCUCGCCCAAUCUUCGAACAGGUCUAUCAGAUUCUGCACCAUCACCGCAACGCACCAGGCAGCGAUGUCUCAGCCAUCAGACUGAUAAUGCAUGUCAUAAACUCCAUGCUUAUGGGCUGCAAAUGAUAUCUUUCUCUAUCUUUCUAUCUCUUCUUCUUGUUCGUUGGUUAUAUAAAACAUAGGAAUACAA